AUGGCAGCACGACGUAUCGCCAAGGAAUUAAAGGAAGUGACCGAAAAUCCCAUCCCAGGUAUCAGCACAUCUUUAUUGAAGGAGGAUGAUUUACAUCAAUGGAAAGUCGAAAUGGAAGGUCCUGCAUACACGCCAUAUGCCGGCGGCUUAUUCAUCCUCAACGUUGCCCUUCCCAAAGACUACCCUUUCAAGCCUCCCGUUGUCAACUUCGUAACUCGCAUCUAUCACCCCAACGUUACCUUCGAUGAGAAAGGAUCGAUUUGUGUGGACGAGUUGAAGCAAGACAAGUGGAAGCCAAGUGGUAAGAUCACGGCAAUUCUGGGGGCUAUCAGGAAUCUUUUGAUUCAGCCAAAUCCAGAUGAUCCAUUAGAGAAUGCGAUUGCGGAGAAGUGCAAGACAGACACAGAGGGCUUUGCGAAGGAGGCGAGGGAAAAUACCAGGAAGGAGCGGAAGUUGGAUGGCUUCGGAACGGAAACGACACGAAGUCAUGGAAAUAUGACAAUGCAUGACAGCAGCGUCACCAACGAGAUGUUUGUCAUUAGCGCUAUGGGUACAUAG
Messenger RNA from Sclerotinia borealis F-4128, 558 nucleotides. Lineage: Eukaryota; Fungi; Ascomycota; Leotiomycetes; Helotiales; Sclerotiniaceae. The record is from the annotation of a GenBank genome assembly.